Molecule: messenger RNA, 4058 nt
Organism: Chara braunii
Lineage: Eukaryota; Viridiplantae; Streptophyta; Charophyceae; Charales; Characeae
Source: the annotation of a GenBank genome assembly
CAAGUCAGAAGAGGGUGGCUGGAAUUGAACUGCUACCACUGAGGGGGGUCAAGCCAGAAGAAUGGCGACCUGCUUGCCUCACAUCCUGACUGGCUCAACAGCUGUGUGCAGUCGGCUUGCUAUUGUUAUCAAGCGAAAAAAUGCAGCACCGGACCCAGAAAAAUCACUGUCCGCGAGAGCAGCUGCCAUUGCUUGCAGGUGUGCCUUCUGUCAUCAGUGUCAUAGUUGCAAUGUCGAGCAAGAAGCAGCCAUUGAUUCUGCAAUCGGCCGCAGAAGCAGCGCUUUCAAUGACGUAGGAACCGCCGCGUUAGUCAUUGGCCGGUCCGCAUCAUCAUCAUCACCUUUCUGCUCCUCCAUCAGAAGGAGAAGGAGGUCGCCGCCUUACGUUGGGAAGACCAGGUGCGUUGCAACAACCGCUGGAGCUCAACAACAAGCUAGUGAGCCUUCGGGAGCAGACUCUGCUGCUGCUGCGGAUGCGGCGGCAGAGGCGGCUAGCUUGUCAGAAGCUCAGCAGCAAACAGGUGUGAUCAUGACGUACACUCACUGGGAGCAGAAUAGCUUCCUUCUUGAGAUUGGCGGAGUGCGAAUCGCGGUGGAUCCAAUAAUCGGAGACCUUGAUUUCGGCUUGCCGUCUCUCGUUGCUGUCAAGAAGGUAGCGCUUGCCGGAAUGACUGUUAAGGAUAUCCCUGAGGUGGACUGCAUUCUCAUCACUCAGGGUUUCGAUGACCACUGCCACUUGCCGACGCUUCGAAUGUUGGCCAAGGACAGGCCUAAUGUCCCCGUGAUUGCCGCCGUCAAUGCCAAGCGGAUGAUGGACGGGUUGUUCCGAAACACCACGUAUCUCGAACACGGGACGACAACCGAGGUCCGCGGACAAGAGGGCGCAGCUGCAGCAGUCGUUAGCAUAACAGCCACAGUUGGCGAUCUGAUCGGCCCACCGUGGCAGCUGCGCGAGAACGGAUACGUCCUUUCUGUCGCACGUCCACCCAAUGCCAAGUUCACCUUGUAUAUGGAACCGCACUGCAGGUGGGGAGGUGAUCUUCCUGAAGAGAAGAUCGACUGUGUAAUUACCCCUGUCGUCAAGGCGGUCGUCAAACCGGUGGGUUACGCAAUAGUGGAGGGUAUGGACUCUGCAGUCAAUUUGCUGAGGAAACUCAAACCCAGGUAUGUGAUUCCUCUCCGCAAUGGCUCCUCCAAACUGGAGGGGUUGCUUAGCCCGGCUUUUGGUUCCGAGGGUUCGAUUCCGGAGUUCAUCGAGAUCUUACGCAGGGACGGUGGAGAUGCUGCGAAUGCGGAAGUGCUUGUUUCCAAUCCUGGAGUGCCUUUGCAGAUCCCCUUUUAAUACCACCACCAUCAUCACCAUGAGCACCACCAGCACCACCAGCACCACCAGCACCACCAGCACCACCAGCACCACCAGCACCACCAGCACUGCGGAAGUGCUUGUUUCCAAUCCUGGAGUGCCUUUGCAGAUCCCCUUUUAAUACCAGCACCAUCAGCACCACCAGCACCACCAGCACCACCAGUACCACCAGCACCACCAGCACCACCAGCACCACCAGCACUUCCAUUGGCGCGAUCAGCACAAUCAGAAGUCAAUCUUAUUUAUGAUGACGUUCUACAGGAGGCGUGUGGGGAAUGUCAUUGAUAACUACGAUGCUGGCACAAGAGUUGGUUGAACCACCACCAGUACUUUUUAAAGUAGUCGUGCCCGUAUGUACGGGCCAGUACAGGAGGGCCCAAAUUCAUCCGACUACUAGACACAUUUCUAAUCGAUAAGUUUUUUUUUCUGUGGGCCGAUAGCUGGGCCAAGUACUGGUGAAUCAUACUGAAUGAUAAUGGACAAUAUAAUAAUAUAUGGUAUAGUAUUUGGCAGGUAAUUGAACUGGUUGGGCUUAACGAAUUAGCCUUUUAAAAAAGACAAAAAAAAAAAAAAAAAAUCAAUGUCCACAGCGAGCCUUGCACCUUUCACCAGAAAGGAGCCAAGAGGAGUACCUGCUGCUCCCAAGAACCUGACCUCUUUCUGGUACAAAAUGCAUAAUCUCCCUGCCCACACUCUCCACUCGGCAAGUUUCCUCUAGCUUGACUGUAAAUGGGUUACGGGUCGUACUCACCCGAAGGCAACCCAACCCACUCGAAGUCUGUGGCAAUCGUUUCUGUGCGUACUCACUCGCGCAUGGUAGGGUCUUUGUCGGAUUUAAUUGCAGCAAAUGCACAACAACAAUGCCCAGUCUGGAACGCGAUCGGAAUUCGGAAUGCAACCUGGUGAGACUUCAAAAAAAAAAAAAAAAAAAAAAAAAAAAGACAAUGUGGUGUUGAGCUCAGCGAUUCACAUGCACUCACUCACUCUCAGACUGGGGGCAAGCAUAGUGACGGUGGUGUUCUGGCUGACCGCAAGCGUAGUGAUCAGCUCAGCGAUGAGCAUGUGCUCACAAGCAAUGGCAUGUGUUCCCACUCUGGCGGCAAGCACAUUACCAUGUGGUGGCCAUGAAGAUAUAUAGCCAUGGAAGGAAAUUCUUCGGAGGACCAAGCUGCAAUAAAGUAAUUUGAGGGCUGCAGUAAGUUGACAGCGGUCAAGUACUUAAUUUUUGUUUUGACUGCUGUCAGUAAUUUCAGGGCUGCAUUCUGCAGUAAGAGGGGACUGCAAGGAUGAAGUUCGAUGGAUAGUCUCUGAGUUUAUAUCCCCCUCCUCCUCUGUCUCAUGCUUCGUAGUACUAUGAAUGAAUAAAGGAGAAAGAAAAGAAGGGUGCGCGUACAGUACAUGAUCUGGGCUGGCAGGGUGUAUGGCUGUCGCCCUGUGAACGCUGAUUUCGCUGAUGACAGUCUUCAUUGACACUUCUGGAGGGUAAGCUGCUGGAGAGUAAGGAUGGCAAAUGAUUUGGCGAGUGUCAGUGUCAGUUGCAAUCAAUGACAUGUGUUGUUGUGCUAUUAUUGAGCUGCAAUCAUGGGCCCUCUGGGUCCACCGCGCUGAUGCACGCGGGUAACCGUGUGUGUUUACAUUGAAGUGUACAUAUGUCCUAGGGAUUUCGAAAUCAUUUCAUCAAUGUCAUAAUUUUACUUAGGUCGUCAGAAAGAAAAUGGUACACAAUUCUCUGCCUGAAUGCAUGUAGAGGUAGUAGCUAUGGAGUUCGGGGUGCUCUUCCUUUCCCUCAACGGGGAUAGCAGCCAACAUUUUCGCCUCCAUCAAGAUUCGAACUCCUGAUCUGCGCGUCAACAACGACGUGAAUUCUUGUAGGAUUCAGGCACAACUCAGGCAUUACCCUGCCAGUGAGGAGAGCGGGGGGGGCGGGGGGUCGGGUCCCACCUAGGAAGUCCUCUUGAUGUGCUCGACGUGUAGUUUCUGAGGCUGGAUGGCAUGAAGGAGCACACCGAUGGCCUUGCGCCGAUUGCCUUCCAAUCGCUUUUACUUUUUUGUUAUUUUGUAAUCAUCUUAUUGGCAUGAUUCCUUAUAGUUUUACAGUGACAAGUCAUUUUGUGGUCACCUUCGGUCUUUCAUUAUGAUCUCUUUUUAUUGGGGUUACUAUGGUGGGGUUUCAAACUCAUAGAAGACAGCGACCUUUCAGGUGGGAUUUUGCAUGCAUAUUAAUACAUGCGGUACGAAUCAAAAUUUCAAAGUCGAGACUGUAGCCUUUUCGAGACUGUAGCCUAGUAUGCUAGGGGCAUGAGACCGGGCAUAGUCCUGGGACCUGGGACCUGGGACCUGGGAGUGAGAACAACACAGCGAAUUCCGGAACUAGUUAGGUUGAUAACUUGAUAGUGUCCUCUGGAUUCAGGAAUGGAUACAUCAUAGAAGUAGGAUUGGAGUUGUUCAUGAAGUACAUAUUAACUUUAUUAUUAAUUACAUACUAGAGUUUUUUCUUAAAAAACAUAUUAGUUUUUUGAACUUUUUCCCCUAAAAGCUUCUGAACUAGUUCUCAAUCGAGGCCGGUUAAAUGGUCAUUGCUCUCACCUUGAAUUGUGUGUUUUUGCAUUAGCUGAAGCCGGGUAAUGGCCCCGGUACUGUAUGAAUAUGGUAUGGGACGCUGGGCCCGGUUCCCAGCAUGUGCUGCUCCCAACGA